AUGCCACCCCUCCCAAUAAGUAUCCGCGCUAUUGGCGAUAACCAUAUCCACUGCAUCCACAACUUUCCACAACUCCUCAUCACAAAAGCUCAACUCCCCCUCUCCAAACCUGGAACCAUCACCACCACCACGCUCACCUCCUUGAAUACCCUCAACCACCUCAAUGGCACCACCUCCAUGCUCUCCGAAAACACCACCUGCUCAUUCCUCCAUACCCAAGAGCAUCCGCUCGCCCCCUCGCCUGUCGGCAUCCCUGGAGUCACUGUUCUCGGCUUCUUCAAGGUGGUCUUCAUGGUGACGGCGACGUAUAUUGUUGCCCUCAUUGUUAUUGCGAUCUUUGUGAGUCUGUGCAUGUCUGUAUAUGAGACCUGUUUAUUGUCGACGGGCGCUGUCGACAUGGAGACGGAAGGAUUGAAGGUCAGCGAAGACAAGGAGAAGGAGGAGUAUCCCGGGUUGGGGGUGAGGGCUGUUGAGGUAUGA
Messenger RNA from Pseudovirgaria hyperparasitica, 480 nucleotides. RefSeq lists its product as uncharacterized. Lineage: Eukaryota; Fungi; Ascomycota; Dothideomycetes; Acrospermales; Acrospermaceae. The transcript has 2 exons. The record is from RefSeq and is a predicted model, not a curated record. The coding region runs from base 1 to 480 and encodes 159 amino acids.